Messenger RNA from Trichoplusia ni (cabbage looper), 1772 nucleotides. RefSeq names its product persulfide dioxygenase ETHE1, mitochondrial. The coding region runs from base 158 to 964 and encodes 268 amino acids. Gene Ontology annotation, molecular function: sulfur dioxygenase activity. The transcript has 6 exons. Lineage: Eukaryota; Metazoa; Arthropoda; Insecta; Lepidoptera; Noctuidae. The record is from RefSeq and is a predicted model, not a curated record. Gene Ontology annotation, biological process: hydrogen sulfide metabolic process; glutathione metabolic process.
UACUUGAAUUUGAAUAUUAUGUUCAUCUUUAUUUUUGUCCGAAUAUUUGGGUUUGUAGUGUAGUGAUAAUGAUAAUACGAUAUCGUUUACGAUAACAAUUCAUCAGUGAUAUAGAUAAUUAUUAGUUAUUUUAUUUAGUUUUUAUUAAUCCACCAAGAUGCUGCAGAAACUGUCAUUCGGUGGUUGGCGCGUAGCCGGCGCGGUGUGCUCGCUGUCUAAAACCGGUGUACGAGUUAGAUUCAUAUCUACCGCUAUGGAUAAGGGACAGACUUUCUUUUUUAGACAGUUAUUUGACACUGUAAGCAGUACAUACACGUAUCUGCUGGGCGAUCCGCGCACUAGCGAGGCGGUGCUCAUUGAUCCCGUGUUGGAGCAUGCAGAGAGGGAUGCUGCUCUUAUCAAGGAGUUAGGGUUCAAGCUGGUGUAUGCAUUGAACACCCACAUGCACGCCGACCAUGUCACUGGUACUGGGAAGCUAAAGUCAUUACUAUGCGAAACUCAGAGCGUGAUCGGCAAAGCCUCAGGAGCCCAGGCAGACAUACACCUGGUGGACGGCGACGUGGUGAAGUUCGGAGGUCAUGAGUUGCUGGCCAGCGCCACUCCUGGACACACUAACGGAUGUCUCACUUAUAUUUGUCACAAACAGGGUAUGGCAUUCACCGGCGACACCCUCCUCAUCCGCGGCUGUGGUCGCACCGACUUCCAAGAAGGCUCCUCUGAAACCCUCUACAAGUCUGUCCACCAACGUAUCUUCACGCUCCCCGACUACUACCUGCUAUACCCGGCACAUGACUACAGAGGACAGACCUCCACCACUGUGUGGGAAGAAAAGAAAUACAAUCCUAGACUGACGAAACCGUUGAAUGAAUUUAUUACUAUUAUGGAGAACCUGAAGCUACCGUACCCGAAAAUGAUUGACAAAGCCGUGCCCGCCAACAGAGUUUGCGGACUACAUUAUGAAUAAUUUAAUCAGAAAAGGUAUUAAAUAUCUAUUGCUCAUGUAUUAUUCACAUAUUAAUACACACAACAUCGAAUUAUAACUAUUUUUACUAAUAUGUACAAAUCUAUGGCCAGUGAUAGUAACAUAAAGAUUAGUUAGAACGAAAUAAAUCAGCAUUAGAACAGCUAGCUAGCAUUCAAAAAAACAUAUUAUUUACGUACAUUUAAAAUUGUGUUAUUUUGUGUAAAUAUUUCUGUCAUCAGAAAACAAUAGUUUAUCCAAAUAACGUGUAAUAGAGGCUGAAUAAAAAUUAUACGAAUUAGAUUCAUAUAACACUAAAAUUAUUAUAAAUAUUAGAUGUAGUUAUCAUCUGUGAUAAUUACGGCAAAUUUAAAAACAUAUUUUAAAAUAAAUACAUAAUCUAUAAUUAUAUAUUAUUUAUUCAAUGCUAGAUUAGUGUGUUUUCUUAUAAAAUUUCUCUUUUUGCCAAAUAAAUUAUUUCUUAAAAAUUUCGUGUCUAAAAAGCAUUACGGGUAGACAACCCUUGUUAUAACUUACAGGGUAUCGAAAAAGAGACCUACCAAAUGUGAAUGCAAAACUUAAAAACAUUGGCAAGGACGUUUUUAAGAAGUAUGGCUUUGUGUCAGGGAAUUUUCGGCUACAGUAAUAUUUUUUACUGCUACAACUCAGGACCUCGUGUAUCAGAGGCGCCACCUAGUGGACACCCAAGGUAGCUCCCAAUAUUAUCAAUAACAUUGGCCGGUUUAAAAUUUAACAGACUUUUUUUUAGUUCUUAAUAGUCACACAAAAAAAGAAUGUUCCUUAUAAUAUG